AUGGCCCCCCCGCCCCCUACAACAUCCUCAGCUACCCCCCCCCAGCCUACCUCUAUGUCCUACCAACUAGAGAACAUUAUAAACGCAGCUACAACCCGCGCAGAGGAAGCCCGGCUUGUGUUCAGCCCUAUCGCAGCUCUUUGGGACGACUACAGACAAUCCGAAGACGUCCAAAAGCUCCCCUCAAGGCUCCGCAAACCCCUCUCUACCCUGUGCACAGAAAUCACAGAAGUAGUAAACAAGCACUUUGAGUCAUAUAUCAAAGGUGCCCCUCUACGUAAACAUAUUCAGACGCCUAGCUUUACGCCGUCAAGCGCCUCACACGCAGCCCCUGACACCCAAGCUACCCCAACCUCCUGCAGAACAUACGCAGCAGCAGCUUCUACCCCCCUCCCAAUCACACCAGAGCAACCCCUCAGGAAAGCUGGGAGCCCCCCCCAGAGAAGCAAGGCAUAUAACUCCCCACGACCAGAGACACGCCUAUUCGUCCGUAUAUCAAAUGAACACCCUGCACGUGAAUGUCACGAAUCACGUGCACACGUGACAAGUGAAGACCAGGCGGCGUCCUGA
Hymenoscyphus albidus is the source of this 570-nucleotide messenger RNA. The record is from the annotation of a GenBank genome assembly. NCBI's taxonomy places the organism in Eukaryota, Fungi, Ascomycota, Leotiomycetes, Helotiales, Helotiaceae.